CAGCCUCCAUGAACGUUCUGCGAGUGCAAUGGCAGGCAACGUCCUUCCUUCGUCGUCGUCAUACCCUCUAUCCUCCAUUCCAUCGAUAUUCUCAUAGCUCAACGUUCGUCCCACCUUCUCAACUCAAUAACGUCUCCAGCCGCUUCCGGACGCGACGUCGGAAUCGCGACAACGAAGGCGCCGACGAACUUCCCAAGCACGAAAACACAGACGCUGUAGCAAAAUCAAAGCCAGAAUCACCCAGCUUUUAUACUGGACGUGCAACAUAUCACGAUUCAUUAAUUGAACUGCAGAAUGCCAUAAAUCGAACCCGUGCAACACUUAAAACCCUCCAGCUGCUCCCUCUUCCGGAUUUUGCACGCGAAAGUCUGAAACCGAUGCCUCCAGUUUGGAAAACGGCCGCAGAAAUGUCUCAAGAGUUUGAUACUAGCAUGACGACCUCGCGGUACCGAAGAGUCACUGUACUCCUCAAUGAACUCAACCAAUAUCUUCGUAUUGCCACCACAGCCGGUUAUUCCGACUUGGCGACGAUGAUUGAUGGAGUGUUGGGUAUGUUUGAGAGUGGGAAGAAGGAGUCGUAUCUUACCCGUGGAGAGAGAAAACCUGUUAUACUUGACCGGUUUGGGAGGUCGUACACGGUUGGGAAGAGAAAGACGGGUGCGGCCAGGGUUUGGAUGAUCCCGGUUAGAACUGAUUCUUCGGCUUCUCGUUCGAUGAUGACACCACCUGGAGUAUCAGACGCUGCUACAGAGGAUUCGGUCAUGGACAUACUCGAUACGAAGGACACAAAGACCCAAGAGCAACGGAUCACCGUCACCGCUUCCACGAUCCUGAUUAACAACCUUCCCAUAUCUGAAUACUUUCCCUUGCCCCAGGAUCGAGAGAGAGUCGUUCGUCCUCUAAAAAUUGCCGGUGUAUUGGGUAAAUACAACGUGUUCACGAUUGUUCGUGGAGGAGGUACAUCCGGCCAAUCUGGUGCUGUGGCACAUGGGAUCGCAAAGGGUAUAUUCGCGCACGAACCUGAGACGGGCUCAGUUUUGAAACGAGCCAAACUCCUUAGACGUGAUCCUCGUAUGGUGGAGCGGAAGAAGACAGGUCUCGCAAAGGCGCGCAAGAGGUACACCUGGGUCAAGCGUUAGAGUGGGUUUAUACUAUGCUCAUCAUAUUUGUACCCUAUUGAAAAAAAUCAUGAUAAUGGCUGAAAUCUCGGAUCCAACUUCAAGUUCUAACUUGAGGCCUUGAGGGCUUC
Molecule: messenger RNA, 1249 nt
Organism: Marasmius oreades (fairy-ring Marasmius)
Lineage: Eukaryota; Fungi; Basidiomycota; Agaricomycetes; Agaricales; Marasmiaceae
Exons: 3
Coding region: 9-1139 (376 amino acids)
Biological process (GO): translation
Cellular component (GO): mitochondrial small ribosomal subunit; ribosome
Molecular function (GO): structural constituent of ribosome; RNA binding
Source: RefSeq, a predicted model, not a curated record